AUGCCUGACUUUCAGCAAGAUGUCAUCCCAGGUGUUCAGGUAAGUAAUUUGUCAUGUUCCAAGAUGGAUAUUGGUGCGAUGAGUGGCACGUUCAACUCCUCGCUCUGGUCUCUGGAAACAAAGAAUUCCUCUGAUCUUGCAUGCGCUGUCACAGUGAAUAUGAGCAAUACAAUUUAUCUGGUGAAUUCUGAUGUGGCUAUUGAACCUUCUCAGAUAUCUCUCUCCAAGGUUGUGGACGACACCUGUUACAGUGUAAACAGUACUGUAAAUACCUGUAACACCAGUCUAAAAAUUGGAAAGGUAAAGUUACAACCACCCAAUUCUUUAAUUGAGAGACUUAUUGAAAGGAUGAAGGGUUUAAUUCAGGAUCAGUUGAAAGACCUUGUGUGUGGUUCAGGAAUCAAAUCUCUUCAGGAGGAGUUGCAGAACCACACAUUGGCUCCACCAGAACCACAUCCCCAACUUAACCCUAACGCCACACCAUUGGAGGGCAGUAUGCUGUUUCGAACACUUGUUAAUGUGAUGAACAAGGCUCCAUCAAUUUUGGGUAUUCGCUUUGGUGCAUCACUUCACGCUGGCACCACAUUGCAUUUGAAUUUGGAUUUUUCCAAUGGGUUGAUUUUCGAACUCGACGAUUUCACUGAGUUGGAGUCCUUUGUAGAGAAGUUGGUGGGUAUUCUUAACAUGUUGGAACUUGGGAAACUUGCCGAGUACUUGUUGGAGCACCUUCCGGUUAUUGAAGGUGCUUUCGUUGGGGUUAAUAAUCCACAACCCUUCAGUGUUUCUCUGGAAGUUUCCUUUAAUGAUUUUCAGUGUGACGCCGAUGGUUUUUACUGCAGUGUGCCGCGUUCUGGUGGUAUCAUUCUGGGAAAUAUUCGAACUAAAAACCUUGGCGAAUGGGAUCGUCUCAUCGUAAACAAUUUGGGGCCAUUUUCUGCCCCACUAAUAAACCACGCUAUUGAGGAAAUCUUGGGUUAUAUAAAUGCUACAGGUACCCGUUUCUACAUCCCCAUGAUGGAACUGGCUGAUGCGCAUACGGUUCCACCCACUCCUCUUUUGGUGUGCAUGAUAAUUGUGGUUGUAAUUCUUAUUGCCGGCACUGUUGUAUACACUAUCUGGCGCUACCAGCGCACAUCAGUUACCACAAAAGAGGGUGUUAAAGUGUCCUUGAAACGUGUUUUAAUUGAAGAUCUUCUCUUAAUGGGAAUGUGUGCUUUAACCGCAUUUGGUUUUACGUGGUCAAACGCCACCACUGCUGCUACUUUGACAGUUGGUGGCGAGAUGCACUUCAUGUCCUUCUCUCUUAUGGAAUCUACCAAGAAUAUGUUUCAGGCUGGUGUAUAUGCAUUUGGAAUCCUUGUGUUUUCAUUCAGCGGUGUGUAUCCCUACAUCAAGUUGGCGGCCAUUAUUGUGUGUACGCUUAUUCUAGAGAAACCAGACCUGGUUCUCUUGAGAGUUAUUGACUACUUUGGUAAGUUUUCCUUCCUUGAUUCAUAUGCCAUGCUUGUUAUGUCGGCAGGACUGCAGAUAGAGGGAAUUGCAGAAGUUGAGAUUCUUCCUGGGUUUUACGCGUUUCUCUCAUCAACGAUUCUGUCUAUUCUCGUUGGCAACUACGCCACAACAGUGUGGCGUCGCAAUACAUCGCUUCGUGUGAAUUCUAAAACGAAAGGACCAUUCGAUCCUGAGACACCCGAAGUUGUUGAGGGAAAAGAAGAGGAAGAAGAAGAAGGGGAAAACCAAGAGAUCAAGCGAAAGAAAGAUACCAAUUGGAAAAAACGUUUAUUUCUUCGAAUAUUCAAUUUUGUCUUUAUCGCUGGGUGUCUAAUACCUGCAUGGGCUCUCCCCUGUAUCCGCUACAGUGUGACGGGUUUGGCGUCUGUGGUUCAGCCUGAUGACCGAGAGAUAAGUUUGUUGGAGCUUGGCGAGACAAACUGGUUCUUUUUACUCACAUGUAUUCUUACCAUUGGCAUCGCCCCCAUUGCCUAUGGCGUCAUGUACCCUCGCUGUUCCUUUUUUGCGUCCUGGAGCGCAGCUGACGCACUUCUGUUGGCGUGUGUUGCUGGUCUGCUGCAGAUUGGGCAGUUUGUGGACUACAUGCUUGGGAGUAACAUGGGAGCUCUCUACGGGGCGCGUGCAAAUCUACUGUGGCCGCUGCUGCUGCUGCUCCUUGGAUCCAUGUGGCAGUGGCUGCUUGCGGCGGAGCACAGCUUUGGUCUCAAAGAGCGUGUUGGCCGCUGUAUCGCUCGGCGGAAGCAUUCUCUGCCUGCUGAGGCUUGA
Messenger RNA from Trypanosoma theileri, 2277 nucleotides. RefSeq lists its product as uncharacterized. The transcript has a single exon. The coding region runs from base 1 to 2277 and encodes 758 amino acids. The record is from RefSeq and is a predicted model, not a curated record. NCBI's taxonomy places the organism in Eukaryota, Euglenozoa, Kinetoplastea, Trypanosomatida, Trypanosomatidae.